Messenger RNA from Hyla sarda, 2711 nucleotides. Its product is annotated as oocyte zinc finger protein XlCOF22-like. Bases 161 to 2092 code for a protein of 643 amino acids. The transcript is spliced from 7 exons. The record is from RefSeq and is a predicted model, not a curated record. Gene Ontology annotation, biological process: regulation of transcription by RNA polymerase II. NCBI's taxonomy places the organism in Eukaryota, Metazoa, Chordata, Amphibia, Anura, Hylidae. Gene Ontology annotation, molecular function: DNA-binding transcription factor activity; RNA polymerase II cis-regulatory region sequence-specific DNA binding.
GUCGCUGACUGUGGGAACAUACUAAUUAGAAUGACCAUAGAGAAUAAUGGAAAUGUAAUAUUUGAAGUAGAGAGAAAACUAUUUUGCAUAUCUAAUGAAGAAUUAUCAGACAUAAUCUCUAAACUCUAAAGGGGAUUAUUACAUUUUCAGAUUAUGUGGGAUGAUCACUGAUUUCUGCAGAAUGACAAGAAGGGGCAGAAGGAUGGACAAGGACAGGAAUGAGAUGACUAAGAGAAUAUUACACUUCACCUUGGAGAUCCUCCACCUGCUGACCGGAGAGGAUUACACCAUAGUGAAGAAGACAUGGGGGGAGUGUGUGGCCCCUAGCAGCUACAUCCAUGAGUCAGGAGGACGGAGCAGGGCCCGGGGCCCCAUCACAGAGCCUCCACCUCACUCACUGAUCCAUGAGGAGAAGAUCCUAGAACUCAUCCACAGGAUCACUGACCUGCUGACUGGAGAGGUUCCUAUAAGGUGUCAGGAUGUGGCGGUCUAUUUCUCCAUGGAGGAGUGGGAGUAUGUAGAAGGACACAAGGAUCUGUACCAGGACAUAGUCAUGAUGGAGGAUCACCGGCCCCUCACAUCACAAGAUGGAGUCAUUGAUAGAAAUCCACCCGAGAGGUGUCCCUGUCCUCUGUAUUCCCAGGACUGUCCAGAGGGAAAUGUCCCAGAGAAGAAUCAGGGGGGAGAUCUGACUAAUAAUAAAGUGGAGGAUGAAGAAGAGAGGAUGAGGGGCCAUCACCCGUGUAUGAGGGAAGUGAAGGAGGAAAUUCCAGGAGGUGUUGUCCCAGAAAAUCCCAGUAAGAAUUCUGAGGGAAACUUCAUGUUAUCCCUGAAUGAUAAAGGAGAAGAUGAAGAUAUGAUGGAGCGCUCCUCAGGAGAAGACCUCCUUACCCCUAAUGUCCAUCCAGAUCUAUCCUAUAAUAAUCCACCUGAUCAUGAGGAACCUUCUCCUGACCAACCACACAUUGUUACCACAAGGACAGAUCAGGAAGGGGGGAAAAGGAUUCAAUGUGAUGAAUGUGGAAAAGAGUUUACUAAAAGAUCAGAUCUUGUUAUGCACAGAAAAAGUCACACAAAAAAUAAGCUGUAUGUGUGUUCAGAAUGUGGAAAAUGCUGUAAAAGUCAAUCACAACUUAUUAUACAUGAGAGAAUUCAUACUGGAGAGAAGCCAUAUUCAUGUUCAGAAUGUGGGAAAUGUUUUAUAAGUAAAUCAGAUAUUUCAAGACAUGAGAGAAUCCACAAAGGAGAGAAGCCAUAUUCAUGUUCAGAAUGUGGUAAGUGUUUUAAACAAAAAACAAACCUUGUUAUACAUGAGAAAAUCCACACAGGAGUGAAGCCAUAUUCAUGUUCAGAAUGUGGAAAAUGUUUUACAAGAAAAUCAGAGCUUGUUAUACAUGAUAGAAUUCACACAGGUGAUAAGCCAUAUUCAUGUCCAGAAUGUCGGAAAUGUUUUAAAAGUAAAUCCGAGCUUUUUGUACAUGAGCGAAUUCACACUGGAGAAAAGCCAUAUUUAUGUGUAGAAUGUGGUAAAUGUUUUACAAUUAUAGCACAUCUUUCAAAACAUGCGAAAAUUCACACAGGUGAGAAGCCAUAUUCAUGUUCAGAAUGUGGCAAAUGUUUUAUAGGUAAGUCAGAGCUUGCUGUACACGAGAGAAUUCACACGGGAGAGAAGCCAUAUUCAUGUUCAGAAUGUGGUAAAUGUUUUACAACUGUAUCACAUCUUUCAAGACAUGCGAAAAUUCACACAGGAGAGAAGCCAUAUUCAUGUUCAGAAUGUGGUAAAUGUUUUAUAGGUAAGUCAGACCUUGUUAUACAUGAGAGGAAUCACACGGGAGAGAAGCCAUAUUCGUGUUCAGAAUGUGGAAAAUGUUUUACAAAUAAAUCACAUCUUUCAAAACAUGCGAAAAGUCACACAGGAGAGAAGCUAUAUUCAUGUUCAGAAUGUGGGAAAUGUGUUAGGAAUAAGUCGGGGCUUGUUAUACAUGAGAGAAUUCACACAGGAGAGAAGCUGUAUUCUUGUUCUGAAUGUGGGAAAUGUUUUAAAACUAAAUCACAAAUUUCAGAACAUAAUAGAAGUCACACAGGAGACUGAUAGGCAAAUUAAGUAAUCAUAAAAAUAUAAUAAUAUGGAGAAUGGAAAUCUGAGAUCUCAGGUAACAGUAAAAUGUGAUGUUUAUAAGUUCUGUUGUGAGAAUUAACCCUCGAAUAAACUUCAUAAUGAAACCUAAGCAGAAGCUAAAGCCAUCAUCCUCUCUUGGUCAUCAGCACCUGGGGUCAUGUGACCUUUGUAGGUAAAUAACGGUAAUGAGAAGUAAUAUGUAAUGCUAUUGUGUAUCAUUUAGUAGUGACUUGUAGCUCUACACUACAGUAUGAUUGGAUGAUUUCUAUGGAUGAUAAUGAUUGGUGAUUACUAUGUAUUACCUCGGCCUCAUUUCCAUUAGAAAUAUUACUGAUUGUAUCUCAUGUGUCACUUCUGUCCUAUCAGGAUCAGGACACUUCUGUGUUGUCACCAAUAACCCUUAGGCCGGGGUCACACACAGGAUUUUGGUCAUAUUGUGUUAGAAUUCUUCUUAUAAUGGGAUUAGUCAUGUGAUGCGGUGUUAUUAGUGUGUAUGGGGUGUGAUGUCUUCUCUGAUUUACAGAACUGUACAGCGACUGACGUGGUCUGAUACAAUUCUGUAAAUGGAGGAGCAGACUGAUCAGUAUGGACC